Molecule: messenger RNA, 2051 nt
Organism: Aricia agestis (brown argus)
Lineage: Eukaryota; Metazoa; Arthropoda; Insecta; Lepidoptera; Lycaenidae
Product: putative sodium-dependent multivitamin transporter
Exons: 11
Coding region: 232-1920 (562 amino acids)
Biological process (GO): sodium ion transport; transmembrane transport
Cellular component (GO): membrane
Molecular function (GO): symporter activity
Source: RefSeq, a predicted model, not a curated record
UUGUACUAGUGUAGGUUGUGUUUUAUAUGGCGUAAUUUUUACGCUGACUUAAAAUUAUAUAAAAACGUGUUUAUUUGUGUGAAUAAUAUUUACUUGUAGACUUAUAAACAUAAACAACAGUGAUUAAAUGAUUUUAUGCAUAGUAAUGUAGAGUAUUCUCUACUGUAUUUCUGAAAUAAUUCGUGGUAUUUCCGAUAUUAUAGCUGUCGCCAAGUAACUAUAAAAAACAAGAUGGUCCAAUCUGUCUUCGGGGUAUGGGACUACGUCAUAAUGGGAGCUACCAUGGUAGCUUCCAUAGUCAUCGGUGUAUACUUCAGAUUCAGCGGAGGCAAACAGAAAACAAACGAGGAAUAUCUCCUCGCCGACCGCAACAUGGCGGUGUUCCCUGUAGCAGUAUCUUUGAUGGCGUCGUUUAUGUCUGCCAUAACUCUACUUGGAGUCUCGGCUGAAAACUACUACUAUGGAAUGCAAUUUAUGGCGAUCAACAUAUCAUACGGCAUAGCGACACCCAUCGCAUCCAGAUUAUACCUACCAGUGUUCUUCGGACUGCAGAAAACGAGUACUUACGAAUAUUUGGAGCUGAGAUUUGGACCGAAUUUGAGGAUGCUAGCGUCGUUGACAUACACGUUACAGAUGAUUCUCUACAAUGGUAUAGUGCUGUAUGCGCCAGCGAUUGUCUUGGAGGCUGUGACUGGCCUGGACAGGCUGAUUUCUAUUCUAGUCGUGGGACUGGCCUGCACGUUCUAUUCGAGCCUGGGUGGAAUGAAGGCUGUUCUGUUUACUGAUCUUCUGCAGUCGUUUCUAAUGUUUGGCGCGGUGUUCAGUGUUGUUGUGUUCGCAUCGGUCCAGUUGGGUGGAUUUGAUAAAAUAUUCAUGUAUGCUAAAGAAGGCGGAAGAUUAGAUUUCUCGAACUUCAGCUUUGAUCUAACAGAGAGAAAUACGUGGUGGUCACUGAAUAUCGGAGGCUUGAUAACAUAUUUAUCCUUAUACGCAGUUAAUCACACUCAAGUACAACGUCUUAUGACCGUGAGCACACUGGAGAGGUCUCAGGCGUGUUUGUGGUGGAGCUGGCCGGUGUUAUCGGUGCUCAGUGUUUGCACGUGUAUCAGCGGCUUAAGUAUCUUCGCCGUGUACAGAGACUGCGACCCGCUUGCCAGUCAUGCCAUAGCAGCUAGCGAUCAACUGAUGCCGUACUAUGUAGUGGAGGCGAUGGGCCGCGUGCCGGGGCUGGCGGGGCUCUUCGUGGCGGGGAUAUUCAGCGCCUCGCUCUCCACAAUAUCGGCCUCCUGCAAUGCCCUGGCUGCGGUCACCCUCUCGGACUAUGUUGGAAGGUGGUGUAAAGUAAAUGACUCCUACAUCCCAUGGCUGACGAAGCUAGCCGCUUGUGGUUACGGGCUGCUGUUCCUGGCCCUCGCCUUUCUUGCCGAGCAUAUGGGUGGGGUGCUGCAAGCUGCCAUGACCAUAUUCGGUGCUGUAGGAGGACCGAUGUUCGCUGUCUUCACCUUGGGAAUGUUCACAACCUUCGCCAAUGAAAGGGGCACAUCGCUCGCACUUAUCAGUGGUAUGGCUUUUACCCUGUGGAUGAAUUUCGGUGGUCCGCGUCCCCCGCCCGUCAGACUACCUGUCAGCGUGGACGGCUGUGCGUCCAACUUGACUCUACCUGUGGCCGACGCCUACAACCCCAGCGACUACUUCUACCUGUAUAGGAUAUCUUAUUUAUGGACGAGUCCGAUUGGCUUCCUAUGGGUGUUGUUAGUGGGAUCAGUAGUAUCCCUGGUGUGGAGACAACAGCAGCCGUGGGAGAAGGCAGGUCGGCAGGACCCCGACCCGGCGCUAUUCACCCCACCGCUCGCUAACAGGUUGAGAUGUAGAGCUGAACACAAGACAGCUGCUCAGAUGGAUACACGCAUAUUGCACUGAUACGCUUGCACCUUAGUUUUGGCUUUCCAGUGACACCAGUGUGAACUAUUGAACCAAGCUGACAAUCAAGAAUAACAUAUCCCGAUCCCUUUUAGGUUAUUUAUAAUAGUGGAAUUGUUGUUAGCUUCGGU